This is a messenger RNA of Nannospalax galili (Upper Galilee mountains blind mole rat), 4153 nucleotides long. RefSeq names its product frizzled class receptor 6 (gene Fzd6). Gene Ontology annotation, molecular function: Wnt-protein binding; Wnt receptor activity. Gene Ontology annotation, biological process: canonical Wnt signaling pathway; non-canonical Wnt signaling pathway. NCBI's taxonomy places the organism in Eukaryota, Metazoa, Chordata, Mammalia, Rodentia, Spalacidae. Gene Ontology annotation, cellular component: plasma membrane. The transcript is spliced from 7 exons. Bases 525 to 2660 code for a protein of 711 amino acids. The record is from RefSeq and is a predicted model, not a curated record.
AGGACCAUCCAGAGCUUCUAGAAGAGUUUGAGGGUGGCCUUCUCCGGCGCCUCUAGCGGGAUCCGGCACCACCCUGAGCUUGGGUUGCGGUGACCGACGGCAAGGAGGCCCAGGCCCGCUCAGGCCAGGCUUAGCCACGGCUGGCGGCGCGGACGGGCUGGGCGGGGCGGCGGGCCAGUACCGCCGCACGAGCCCGGACCUGCCUGCUCGACCUGGCGGCGCAGUCUCGCGGGAUCGCUCACCUCUCGCUCUCGGUGCGGCCCGGCGGCGGCUCGAGGCCCGGACGCUGCCCCAGGCCGUCGGAGGUGGCGGGAGCCACGGCGCAGCGGAGGGAGAAUAGCGAGCGCCCGAGCAAUUGACCCAGAACUCAUUUUCAGAAAUAACAGCUUCCUUCAAAAUGGUAAAAUAGUGAAAUGAGGAAUUUGAAAAUUUUAUCUCUGGAUGAGAAUUUUAUGAUGAUGAUGAUGAUGAAUGGAGUUUAAGAUUAAUCCAAGCUAUGUGGUAAAAUCAGGAAUUUGAAGAAAAUGGAAAUGUUCCCGUUUUUGUUGAUGUGUGGUUUUCUACCCCUUGUAAGGGGACACAGUCUCUUCACUUGUGAACCAAUUACUGUUCCCAGAUGUAUGAAAAUGGCCUACAACAUGACAUUUUUCCCUAAUCUCAUGGGUCAUUAUGACCAGGGGAUUGCUGCUGUGGAAGUGGAGCAUUUUCUUCCUCUUGCAAAUCUGGAAUGUUCACCAAACAUUGAAACAUUCCUUUGCCAAGCCUUUGUACCAACCUGCACAGAGCAAAUUCACGUGGUUCCACCUUGUCGUAAACUUUGUGAGAAAGUAUAUUCUGACUGCAAAAAAUUAAUUGAUACUUUUGGGAUCAGAUGGCCUGAAGAACUUGAAUGUAACAGACUGCCGUACUGUGAUGACACUGUUCCUGUAACACUUGAACCACACACAGAGCUUUUUGGUCCUCAGAAGAAAACAGAAGUCCAAAGAGACAUUGGAGUUUGGUGUCCACAGCAUCUUAAGACUUCUGGAGAACAAGGCUAUAAGUUUUUGGGAAAUGACCAGUGUGCCCCUCCGUGCCCCAACAUGUAUUUUAAAAGCAAUGAGCUAGACUUUGCAAAAAGUUUCAUUGGAAUAGUUUCAAUAUUUUGUCUUUGUGCAACUCUGUUCACAUUUCUUACUUUUUUAAUUGAUGUUAAAAGAUUCAGAUACCCAGAGAGACCAAUUAUCUAUUACUCUGUCUGUUACAGCAUCGUCUCUCUUAUGUACUUUGUCGGAUUUCUGUUAGGCAAUAGCACAGCCUGCAAUAAGGCAGAUGAGAAGCUAGAGCUGAGCGAUACGGUUGUUCUAGGAUCUCAUAAUAAGGCUUGCAGUGUGGUGUUUAUGUUUUUGUAUUUUUUCACAAUGGCUGGCACUGUGUGGUGGGUAAUUCUGACUAUUACUUGGUUCUUAGCUGCAGGAAGAAAGUGGAGUUGUGAAGCCAUUGAACAAAAAGCAGUGUGGUUUCAUGCUGUUGCCUGGGGAAUUCCUGGUUUUCUGACUGUCAUGCUGCUUGCUAUGAACAAAGUUGAGGGAGACAACAUUAGUGGUGUUUGCUUCGUCGGCCUUUAUGACCUGGAUGCUUCUCGCUACUUUGUCCUUUUGCCACUGUGCCUCUGUGUGUUUGUUGGGCUGUCUCUUCUUUUAGCUGGCAUUAUUUCCUUAAAUCACGUUCGGCAAGUUAUACAACAUGAUGGUCGGAACCAAGAGAAGCUAAAGAAAUUUAUGAUUCGCAUUGGAGUCUUCAGUGGCCUGUAUCUGGUGCCCUUAGUGACACUUCUUGGUUGUUACAUCUAUGAGCUAGUGAACAGGAUUGCCUGGGAGAUAACCUGGGUUGCUGAUCAUUGUCAUCAGUACCACAUCCCAUGUCCUUAUCAGGCAAAAUCAGAAGCUCGACCUGAAUUGGCUUUAUUUAUGAUAAAAUACCUGAUGACAUUAAUUGUUGGUAUCUCUGCUGUCUUCUGGGUUGGAAGCAAAAAGACAUGCACAGAAUGGGCUGGGUUCUUUAAACGAAAUCGCAAGCGAGAUCCAAUCAGUGAAAGCCGAAGAGUGCUACAAGAGUCAUGUGAGUUUUUCUUAAAGCACAAUUCUAAAGUGAAACACAAGAAGAAGCACUACAAACCAAGUUCACAUAAGCUGAAGGUCAUUUCCAAGUCCAUGGGAACCAGCACAGGAGCUACAGCAAAUCAUGGCACUUCUGCCAUAGCAAUCACUGACCAUGAUUAUUUAGGACAAGAAACUUUGACAGAAAUCCAAACCUCCCCAGAAGCAUCGGUGAGAGAGGCAAGAGCUGAUGGAGCAAGCACUCCCAGAGCAAAGGAACAGGAUUGUGGAGAGCCUGCCUCCCCAACAAUGUCCAGCUCCAAGCUCUCUGGGGAUCAGGCCAACAGGAAAGGCCCAGUGGGCAGUGUGAAAGACCAAAGCAGUGUAUCAGAAGGUGCUCGGAGUGAGGGAAGGACAAGUCCAAAGAGUGACAUUACUGAAACUGGCCUGGUAAAGAGCAACAAUUUGCAGGUCCCCAGUUCUUCAGGACCAAGCAGCCACAAAGGUUCCACAUCUCUGCUUGUUCAUUUAACUUCUGGAGUUAGAAAAGAGCAGGGUGCUGGCAGUCAUUCAGAUACUUGAAAACUUUCAUUACCCUAGGAGCAAAUUCAUAUUACACUGGAGAUGGCUAAUGUACUGUCUUUAAAAAAAAAAAAAAAUCACUGUUGGACUGGGAGUAUAGCUCUGUGGUAGAGUACUUGCCUAGCAUACUUGAAGACCUGGGUUCAAGUCCCAGCACUUAAAAAAAAAUUACUGCUACAUUUUUCUUUUGCACUUAAAGCUGCAUUAUCUACUGUUAUACUGGGAAAAAAAAUAGAUUUCAAGAAUAAUACAAUUCCUUGUAUCCUUGGAAAACAGAAUUGUGCAGGUUAAUAAUGUCUUUUAAUUGUGGAGGUGAGGAAGGAGUUAGAGGAAUCUUCACAUUCUAUUUAUGAAGAGUCUACUCUUGUUAAAGUAUUUUAAGAUAUAUUAUGCUAUUGUACUCUUUUGAUAUGAAAAUCAAGAUUUUUCAUUGUUGAAGUAUUUAAAACAUUAUUGUACCUUUAUAUAUAUUUGAAAAUAAGCUUAUAUGUAUUUGAACUUUUUAAAAAAUCUUGGAAAAUUGGUUCAAAUAUUUUUAUGAUGUUAUUCUAUUAUUUUAGCUAUUUUGUUACUGUGGUAGCUGUUACACUGAAAUUUUUUAAUAAAAUUGGAAAAUAGUAUUAUUUUAUAGUGUAAUGAAUAGGUAUCACACCAAAUGUUCUAUAAUAAGGAUUCACCUUUUAAAACCCCUUCUACUACCUUACCAUCUUACAUGUGUGUAUUUUAUUGUGUCAUUAUUUUAAGAAUCUCACAGAUCUGUCUUAUAACUAAAAAAAAGGUGCUUACUGAAGUAGUGUCCGUUUUUGCUGUUGUUGUUGAAACAGGGUCUCACUAUGCAGCCCUGACUGACUUGGAACUCACUAUGUAGUCCAGGCUGGCCUCCAACUCACAGAGAUCUGCCUGCCUCUGCCACCCUAGUGCUGGGUUUAAAGGCGAGCGCUAGCGUCUAAUCACAACUGUACUAUGCUGCUCCCUGAUCCUUCUGUGUUUUUAAAAUAAAAUGUCUCAAGGGAUUAAUAGGUAAAAUGUUAGUCUGUUAUAAAUUAAGCCCAGGGCAGUUGAUUUCCUUUUUUUUUUUUGUAAUGUUUCAUGCCAUGAUCACUCAUGAUUGCAUUAUGACUAUUUACAGUUGCUUAUACUUUUCCUUUGUUUGAAUUUUUUGACAUUCACAAUACUCUAAACAUAUUUUAUAGUGAGUAUUUUUCUCAGAUGCUAUAUUGAAUUCAUUUCUGCAUCUGAACAUUCAAAAAAGUAUGUUAGCAAUAUUAGUGCCAAUCAAAUGGGGAAAAUGUAGGUCUGUACAACAUGCAUAAAAACAUUAUGGAAUUUUCUUAAUUUUGUUCCUCUUUAAGUAUUAUUUCUUGAGCAAAGUUUCCUGAUGCUUUGUGCCUGUCUGGCAUUCUAUUUAAGUUUAAAACAAAAAUUAUCAUGUACUGUAUGGAAAAAUGUUGUAAAUACUAACUUUUCCACGUUUGUAAACAGAUAACUUUGUG